AUGCCGAAACGGAAGAAUGUCACGCCAGAGGCGCUGGAAAAUAAGCGUACCAGGCUCGGGGCAGCUGCGAAGUCACUUAAAGAAUACUCUCUGAAGCCGAAUACCCUACGGGACCGCGAGCGUACUGCCGCUAUAGACGAAGAGAAGAGAGCUCAGGAUCGACAUAGAAAGGCUUGUAAUGAAUCGUUCGUACGGUUUAAGAAGGCUCAGAUCAAGCAGUCUAGCGAGUUUAGCGAGCUGACAGAAUAUGACCGGAAAGCUGCUAAGAAGCAAGUAGAGACUGAUCUAGCUCUCUUACCCGACGAAUAG
This is a messenger RNA of Sphaerulina musiva SO2202, 309 nucleotides long. RefSeq lists its product as uncharacterized. Bases 1 to 309 code for a protein of 102 amino acids. Lineage: Eukaryota; Fungi; Ascomycota; Dothideomycetes; Mycosphaerellales; Mycosphaerellaceae. The record is from RefSeq and is a predicted model, not a curated record. The transcript is spliced from 3 exons.